AUGGGAGACCUCACAAGUCAAUUCGCCCUUCCUCUCCAAGGCAAGUUAGCGAUUGUAACGGGAUCAUCACGUGGUAUUGGUGCCGGCAUCGCAUGGGAGCUUGCACGUCGCGUUUUGGGCGAGAAUUUGAAGGCUAAAGAGAACCAGGUGUGCAUCACCUAUGUCUCAAACAGUAGUAAACUUCCCGUCGAGGAUCUUAGGGUUAAGAUCGGCCAACUCCCCCACAAACCAACCACAUGGGCCUGCCAGGCCGACCUGUCAACGACCACGGGCGCUCAGGAGGUCAUCUCGCAGCUCAAGACUCACUUUGGCAGCCAUGAACUCCAAAUUCACAUUCUGGUGAACAAUGCCGCCACCGAGACAGUGGGCGAUAUGCAGAGCUUAACGCUCGAGGAUUACGAUAAGGUUUUCAAUCUCAACGUGCGUGGUCUCAUGCUCAUGACACAGGCCGUGGUUCCGUACUUAGUACCCAAGGGCCGUAUUAUCAACUUAAGCUCCGUAGGAGCGCGAUCCGGCUUCAAAAACGUCAGCCUUUACAGCGCUUCCAAGGCCGCCGUCGAAGGUUUCACGCGCAGCUGGGCUAGCGAGCUGGGUAGGAAUGGCACGACGGUCAAUGCUGUGGCGCCAGGACCUGUGCCUAGCGAUAUGCUGGACAACAUCCCUAAGGAAAUUGUCGAUAUGCAGAAGACGACGACGCCUAUUGAGCAGCGACUUGGCACAACGGAGGAGAUUACAAGCAUUGUUGGGUGGUUGGCAGGGCCCGAUGCCUCAUGGGUGUCGGGACAAGUCAUCUGUGCAAGUGGUGGUUGGUCAAUGUAUUAG
Messenger RNA from Penicillium longicatenatum, 822 nucleotides. Its product is annotated as SDR family NAD(P)-dependent oxidoreductase. The record is from RefSeq and is a predicted model, not a curated record. Bases 1 to 822 code for a protein of 273 amino acids. Gene Ontology annotation, molecular function: oxidoreductase activity. The transcript is spliced from 2 exons. NCBI's taxonomy places the organism in Eukaryota, Fungi, Ascomycota, Eurotiomycetes, Eurotiales, Aspergillaceae.